AUGACUGAUCAGGAGGUCACUUACACAACUGUGAGAUUUCAUAAGUCUUCAGGGUUGCAGAGGCCGGUGAGGCCUGAGGAGACUCAAAGGCCCAGAGAGCCUGGCCACAGAGAGUGUUCAGUCCCCUGGAAGCACAUUGUGAUAGUUCUCGGAAUCCUUUGUUUCCUUCUGCUGGUAACUGUGGCAGUGUUGGUGACACACAUUUUUCAGUAUGAACAAGAGAAACAUCAACAAGAGAAAACUCUAAAUAAUGUCUGUCAAGAGAACCAUGGCAUAAAAAAGAACAUCUCCUUAAAGGAAGACGUGUCAAGAAAUAAGUCUUUAAAGUGUGAUGCCAUCAAAAGUCAUCUGCAUUCUCUUAAAAGAGAACAGAACAAAUGCUAUAGAGAAACCAAGGUGGUUUUAGAUUGCUUAUGGCACACAGGCAAACUAGCAGAAAGACACUGGUUCUGUUGUGGCAUAAAAUGUUAUUAUUUCAUCACUGAGAAAAAAAAGUGGAAUGGAUGUGAACGAAUCUGUCAGGGUUGCAGCUUAUCUCUUCUGAAGAUAGAUAAUGAGGAUGAACUGAAGUUUCUUAAGUCCCAACUUUAUUCAAAAAGCUAUUGGAUUGGAUUGACACACAAUAAAAGCAAAGGGGUAUGGCACUGGAUUGGCAAUGGAUCUUCUGAACUUGACUUAUCAGUAUUGAAUUCAGUACAUCACAUAGGAAGCUGUCCAUUUAUAAGUUCCAUUUAUAUACAAGGUGAUGACUGUGCUAGAACCCGUGGCUGUAUAUGUGAAAAGAGACUGUGA
Molecule: messenger RNA, 792 nt
Organism: Arvicanthis niloticus (Nile rat)
Lineage: Eukaryota; Metazoa; Chordata; Mammalia; Rodentia; Muridae
Source: RefSeq, a predicted model, not a curated record